This is a messenger RNA of Indicator indicator, 1855 nucleotides long. RefSeq names its product Ras association domain family member 9 (gene RASSF9). The transcript has 2 exons. The record is from RefSeq and is a predicted model, not a curated record. Gene Ontology annotation, biological process: signal transduction. Lineage: Eukaryota; Metazoa; Chordata; Aves; Piciformes; Indicatoridae. Bases 9 to 1334 code for a protein of 441 amino acids.
CUGGGACCAUGGCUCCCUUUGGAAGGAAUCUAUUAAAAACUCGGCAUAAAAACAGGUCUCCCAACAAGGACAUGGCUUCAAACGAAAGAGAGAUCGUGGUUUGGGUUUGCCAGGAAGAGAAGAUUGUCUGCGGCCUGACGAAGCGCACGACUUGCGCAGAAGUGGUUCAGGCACUGCUGGAGGACCACCAGACAACCUUUGGAGAGAAAAAAGUCCUCUUUGGGAAACACAGCGAUUACUGCAUCGUAGAGAAAUGGAGAGGCUCGGAGCGAGUGCUUCCUCCUUUGACCAAGAUCCUGCGACUUUGGAAGGCCUGGGGGGAAGAGCAAUGUAAUUUGCAUUUUGUGCUGGUAAAGUCAGAUGCUUUCCUCUCCUUUCCGUUAUGGAAGACAGCUGAGGCCAAGGUAGUGCAAAACGUGGAAAAACAAUGGGAGCUGAGUCCAGCAAAUUACAUGAAGAUGCUGCCAAUAGACAAGCAGAAGAAAAUCGUGAGGAAGACUUUCCGGAAGCUGGCCAAACUUAAACAGGACAGUGUGCAGCAAGAGAGGGAUAAUAUGGAAACUCUGAUUCAUCUGAUCAUUUCUCAAGAUCAUACCAUUCACCAGCAAGUCCUUAGAAUGAAGGAACUAGACAUGGAAAUUGAAAGAUGUGAAGCAAAAUUCCAUCUAGAUCGCAUGGCCAAUGAUGGAGAAAAUUAUGUGCAGGACUCCUAUUUAAUGAUCUAUCCAAGUGAGGCUGAGCAGCAAGGGAGUAGGCCAGAUGAUCAAAAAGAGAUGCAUGACUAUUUGAGCAAAAGUGAGGGAAUUUUACAGGUGGAGGAGAGACUGAAACAUCAUAAGCAAUUAAUAGAGAAGCUGUGUGCUGAAAUUGAAAGAGAGGUACACGGUAUAUGCACAGAAAAAAACGGAGAUGAUGGCCGUGCAGAAGGGGCUGCUACUGCUGAGCUGGAAACCUCAAAUUUGGAAAAUGUGAAAUAUGAGCUGGAAAAAAGUAUGAAAGAUGGUCUGAGAAUCAACUCCUACCUGAGCUGCAUCCAGAAAGAACUCACAUACAGGGACUCGCUGCUUCAAAAGAAGGAAAGAGAAUACGAACUUCUUACAGAAGAAUUUAAUUUGCUACAUGUAAAAGACAACGUUGAAACCAGGGCUCCAUCAAAUGAAGAGCCAUCCAAGGGCAGUGACAUCUCCAGUAACAGUACUGCUGUUCCUGACUUUGUUCAUAGAGUGACCACUACUCUGGACAUAAAUGAUACAGACUCAGACACUGGCAUCAGCUCCACGCACAGUCAGGACUCUGAGAUAACUUCAGGGGACUUGGUACUGUUGUCGGCAUAGUUAAAAGCAGUCACAUCUUUAUGAAAAGUCAUAUUUUUGGAGGAUAUUUAUAAGAAGUAGGAAACCUUGCUGUCUUGAAAGUUCAGCCCUUGGGGGAUGUUAAAAGUGUGGCACCUCUUUAGCAGAGCAAACAGGGUCUUUGUAUGUGUUUAAUAGCAUACUUGUGCUUAAAUGUGCAGGCAGUCUCCUGCUAAUAGGUGCAAGGUUGUUGGCUUCCCUACAUCAGGACAGACUGUUUAGAACCUGUAAUAUUGAUGCCCUGUGGAAACAGGAGCGUUCUGACUGGCUUGGACUGAAAGUCUGGAGAUUUGAUAUCCCAUAAGCUUUGGGGCUCACUUCUACAUCUCUCUGACUGUUUAGGAACGUGAAUUGGAGAUUAUAACAAACUAGAUGGAGAGCUUGAUUUUUCAGCUCUGUUACAUUAGCUUUAUUCAGGUGGAAUUUCCCUGCCAUGAAGCUGCUGUAAGGGAUUAUAUAAUCAAGUAUGUAAUCAUUUAAAAAAUAGUGGUUUCUUUCUUUCU